UCACGUGACCAGGUGAUGUCAUCAGAGGUCCUUCUCCCCAGUAGAAUGUAGCAGUAGCAGCAGCGGGCAGCAUGGCGACGAGCGCAGUUCCUCCUGCUGCAGCCUCCCCACCUCUGCAGUCCGGCGGCGCCUGCGGGGACUCGCGCUAAAGCUGCGGACAAGUAAGUGUGCGGGGACAUAAAGCGGCGACAAAAUCGCAGUGUGACGCUGAACGUGGAGGGUCGGGAAUUGGAUAUGUUGCCGGGAUGAUUAUUGCACAGAUUGAGAGCAUGAGAAGUUGACCCUGUCGUAGGCGCUACUUAACAGGAGAAGUUGCUGCAGGAUGAAAAGAUGGCAGCUCCGCUUAUGGCACCACCUGGCCCUGAUAGCUUCAAAGCUUUUACUCGUGAAUCAUUGGCUGCCAUUGAAAAGCGCAUAACCGAGGAGAAGAAUAAAAAGCCACAAAAGCAAGACAGUAGCCACAGAGACGAUGAUGAUGAAAAUAAACCCCGUCCAAACAGUGAUCUGGAAGCGGGGAAAAGCGUGCCAUUUAUUUAUGGCGAUUGUCCUUCACAAUUGGUUGCCGAGCCAAUCGAAGACUUAGACCCUUUUUAUUUAAACACAAAAACCUUUAUAGUACUAAACAGAGGAAAAACAAUCUUCAGAUUUAGUGCCGCGCCUGCCAUGUAUAUUUUAAGUCCUUUUAACCCACUAAGAAAAUUUGCUAUUAAAAUUUUGAUACAUUCAGUAUUUAGCAUGAUCAUUAUGUGCACUAUUUUGACCAACUGCGUAUUCAUGACUUUUAGUAAUCCUCCUGAAUGGUCCAAACAAGUAGAAUAUACAUUCACUGGCAUUUAUACAUUUGAAUCACUUGUGAAAAUUAUUGCAAGAGGUUUUUGCAUAGACGGCUUUACAUUUUUGCGGGACCCAUGGAACUGGCUGGAUUUCAGCGUUAUAUCAAUGGCAUAUGUGACAGAGUUUGUGGACCUUGGGAAUGUCUCAGCGCUGAGAACAUUCAGAGUUCUCCGAGCUUUGAAAACUAUCUCUGUCAUUCCAGGCCUGAAGACCAUUGUGGGUGCCCUAAUUCAGUCUGUGAAGAAGCUGUCCGAUGUAAUGAUUUUGACAGUGUUUUGCCUGAGUGUCUUUGCUUUAAUCGGUCUACAGCUUUUCAUGGGCCAUCUAAGGCGCAAAUGUGUUGCUUGGCCUGUGGACAUGGACCAGAUGUACUUGGCCAAUGGCAGCAAAGGAUUUGAUUUUGAUGAGUACAUCAUGAAUGACACAAACUUUUUUAAAGUCCAUGGAGCAUUGGAUCCCUUACUCUGUGGUAAUGGCUCAGACGCUGGGCAAUGUCCAGAGGGAUAUACAUGUAUGAAAGCAGGGAGGAAUCCAAAUUAUGGCUAUACUAGCUUUGAUACUUUUAGCUGGGCCUUCUUGGCUUUAUUUCGCCUUAUGACUCAGGAUUUUUGGGAAAACUUGUACCAGUUAACAUUGCGUGCUUCUGGAAAAACUUAUUUGAUCUUCUUUAUCUUGGUGAUCUUUGUGGGGUCAUUUUACCUGGUAAAUUUAAUUCUGGCUGUAGUGGCCAUGGCUUAUGAAGAACAAAACCAAGCCACCUUGGAGGAAGCAGAGCAGAAGGAAAUUGAAUUUAAGGCAAUGCUGGAACAGAUGAAAAGGAUGCAAGAAGAAGCUCAGGCUCAAGCAAAUGCUACAUCUGCUGGCACAGUGACUGAGGAUGCUGUGGAAGAUGAAGAUGGUGAGGCUCGGAUGUCUCACACUUCUUCUGAGUUCUCCAAACCAAGCUCAAAGAGUGCUAAGGAAAGGAGAAAUCGCAGAAAGAAGCGGAAACAAAAAGAAAUAUCUGAGGGUGAAGAGAAAGGAGAUAGUGAAAAGGUGUACAAGUCUGAGUCUGAAGAUGGGGUAAAAAGAAGGGGCUUCUGGUACCCUGACAAUAGACUGGGAAGAAGGUUUUCGAUCAUGAACCAGUCUCUUCUGAGCAUACCAGGGUCUCCAUACCUAUCAAGACACAACAGCAAGAGCAGUAUAUUCAGUUUUAGAGGACGUUUCAGGGAUCCAGUCUCUGAAAAUGAAUUUGCCGAUGAUGAACAUAGCACAGUAGAGGAGAGCGAAGGCAGACGUGAUUCCCUUUUCAUCCCAGUCCGGGGGCAUGACAGAAGGAGUAGCUACAAUAGCGGCUACAGUGAGGGCAGUCGAUCAUCUCGCAUCCUCCAGAACCUGCAGAGAAAUCCGAAAAGGAAUAGCACGGUGGAUUGUAACGGCGUGGUCUCUCUGACUGGUGGUCCUGGUGGACGUCUUCUGCCUGAGGUGAAAAUAGAUAAGGCAGCUACUGAUGACAGCCCUACAACUGAAGUAGAAGUAAAAAGGAAGCCUUCAGCAUCUCUUCGUGUAUCCAUGGAACAAUUGACUGCUGCUUUUGGAAGAAAGAGAGCCAAUAGUAUUAUGAGUGUUGUAACUCAUACUUUAGUGGAAGAGCUGGAAGAAUCACAAAGAGCGUGCCCCCCUUGUUGGUACAAAUUUGCAGACACCUAUUUAAUAUGGACUUGCUGUCCUUUGUGGAUUCGUAUUAAAACCAUUGUGAACAUGAUUGUAAUGGAUCCUUUUGUGGACUUGGCCAUCACCAUUUGUAUUAUUCUUAACACAUUAUUUAUGGCUAUGGAGCACUAUCCAAUGACCCCACACUUUGAAAAUGUUUUGAUUGUGGGAAAUCUGGUAUUUACUGGCAUUUUUACAGCAGAAAUGUUCUUGAAGCUGAUUGCAAUGGAUCCAUUUUACUAUUUUCAGGAGGGCUGGAACAUAUUUGAUAGCUUUAUUGUUUCCCUCAGUUUAAUGGAAUUGGGACUUCAAGAUGUUGAGGGGCUUUCUGUACUUCGCUCCUUCCGCUUGCUGAGAGUCUUCAAACUAGCUAAAUCAUGGCCGACAUUAAACAUGCUGAUAAAAAUCAUUGGGAAUUCUGUUGGUGCUUUGGGGAACUUGACCUUAGUGCUUGCCAUUAUUGUCUUCAUUUUUGCUGUGGUGGGCAUGCAGCUAUUUGGAAAAAGCUAUAAGGACUGUGUCUGCAAAAUAAAUCCAGAGUGUGUAUUGCCACGGUGGCACAUGAAUGAUUUUUUUCACUCCUUUCUUAUCGUUUUCCGGGUAUUAUGUGGAGAGUGGAUUGAAACCAUGUGGGACUGUAUGGAGGUUGCUGGACAAGGCAUGUGUAUUAUUGUCUUCAUGAUGGUGAUGGUCAUUGGUAACCUGGUGGUGCUGAACCUUUUCCUGGCUUUACUGCUGAGCUCAUUUAGCGCAGACAACCUGGCAGCCACAGAUGAUGAUGGAGAAAUGAACAACCUGCAGAUAUCUGCCAUUCGAAUCAAAAAAGGGAUUGCUUGGUUUAAGGCCAAAGCCCAUGAUUUUAUGCAAAAGCAUUUUAAAAAGACCGAUGCUAAUGAGGUUAAACCUCUGGAUGAAAUGUAUGAGAAGAAGAUGAACUGUUUGGCAAAGCACGCAGGUGCCGAUAUCCACAGAGAUAUGGAUUACCCAAAGAAUGGGAAUGGAACUACAAGUGGUAUUGGAAGUAGCGUAGAAAAAUAUAUUAUAGAUGAGGAUCACAUGUCUUUCAUAAAUAACCCUAACCUCACCGUCAAAGUGCCCAUUGCGGUUGGAGAAUCAGAUUUUGAAAAUCUUAACACGGAGGAUUUAAGCAAUGCGUCUGAUGAAGAAGGCAACACAGAUAAACUAGAUGACACCAGUUCUUCAGAAGGAAGUACAAUUGAUAUAAAGCCAGAAGCUGAGGAGGUUCCUGUAGAAUUGCCAGAAGAGUAUUUAGAUCCGGAUAACUGCUUUACUGAAGGCUGUGUGGCGCGUUUUAAGAUUUUGCAAGUUAGCGUAGAAGAUGGAUUGGGUAAAAAGUGGUGGACACUGAGGAAAACCUGUUUCCUUAUCGUGGAGCACAACUGGUUUGAAACCUUCAUAAUUUUUAUGAUAUUGUUAAGCAGUGGAGCAUUGGCCUUUGAGGAUGUUUACAUAGAACAGCGGAAAACCAUUCGAACGGUUCUCGACUAUGCAGAUAAAAUUUUCACUUACAUUUUCAUAUUGGAAAUGUUACUGAAAUGGUUGGCGUACGGAUUUGUGAAGUUCUUCACCAAUGCCUGGUGUUGGCUAGACUUCCUCAUUGUUGAUGUCUCUUUAGUAAGCCUUGUAGCUAAUGCCCUGGGCUACUCGGAACUAGGUGCCAUUAAGUCCCUUAAGACCUUAAGAGCAUUGAGACCCCUAAGAGCCUUGUCACGAUUUGAAGGGAUGAGGGUGGUAGUUAAUGCCUUGGUUGGUGCCAUCCCUUCCAUUAUGAAUGUCUUGCUGGUCUGCCUUAUAUUUUGGCUGAUUUUUAGUAUCAUGGGUGUGAACCUGUUUGCGGGCAAGUACUACUACUGCUAUAAUGAAACAGAAGAAGCCAUGUUUGAAAUUGAAGAUGUGGAAAAUGAAACAACAUGUUUUGACCUUAUUGCAAAUAAUUUUACCGAAGUUAGAUGGAAAAAUGUAAAGAUCAACUUUGACAAUGUUGGAGCUGGAUAUCUUGCAUUGCUUCAAAUAGCUACCUUUAAAGGCUGGAUGGACAUAAUGUAUGCAGCAGUAGAUUCCAGGAAGGUUCACCAGCAACCAAAAUAUGAGGACAACAUUUAUAUGUACAUUUAUUUUGUAAUCUUCAUAAUUUUUGGCUCAUUCUUCACUCUAAAUCUAUUUAUUGGUGUUAUUAUUGACAACUUCAAUCAACAAAAGAAAAAGUUUGGAGGUCAAGACAUCUUCAUGACAGAAGAACAAAAAAAGUAUUAUAAUGCUAUGAAGAAAUUGGGAUCUAAGAAACCACAAAAACCUAUACCCAGGCCGCUAAAUAGAUUCCAAGGAGCCAUUUUUGAUUUCAUCACGCAACAAGCAUUUGAUAUCGUGAUUAUGAUUCUGAUUUGUCUUAACAUGGUGACUAUGAUGGUAGAAACAGAUGACCAGACUGAAUACGCAGAAAAUGUUCUCUACUGGAUCAAUGUGGUUUUCAUUAUAUUUUUUACCACCGAGUGUGUGCUAAAGCUGUGUGCCCUGCGACAUUAUUACUUUACCAUCGGAUGGAAUAUUUUUGACUUUGUUGUUGUAAUCCUUUCAGUUGUUGGAAUGUUCCUGGCUGAUUUGAUCACAAAAUACUUUGUAUCACCCACUCUGUUCAGAGUCAUUCGUCUGGCUCGUAUUGGCCGCAUUCUUCGCUUAAUCAAGGGAGCCAAAGGGAUACGGACCCUGUUAUUUGCCUUAAUGAUGUCAUUGCCGGCUUUGUUCAACAUCGGCCUUCUUCUGUUUUUAGUGAUGUUUAUAUUUUCAAUAUUUGGAAUGUCCAACUUUGCUUAUGUGAAGAAGGAAGCAGGGAUAGAUGACAUGUUCAACUUUGAAACCUUUGGCAAUAGUAUGAUCUGCUUAUUUCAGGUCACCACAUCUGCUGGCUGGGAUGGCUUGUUGCUGCCUAUCCUAAAUCGCCCUCCAGAUUGUGAUGCCCACAAAGAAAAUCCAGGUACUCAAGUAAAAGGUGACUGUGGAAAUCCUUCUGUUGGAAUCUUUUUCUUUGUCAGCUACAUUAUUAUCUCUUUCCUGAUUGUGAUAAACAUGUACAUUGCUAUAAUUCUGGAAAAUUUCAGCGUGGCAACUGAAGAGAGUGCUGAUCCUUUAAGUGAGGAUGACUUUGAAACCUUUUAUGAAAUUUGGGAGAAAUUUGAUGCUGAUGCAACACAGUUUAUCCAGUUUAGCAAACUGCCUGAUUUCGCAGAUGCCUUGGAGCAUCCUCUGCGAGUCCCCAAGCCAAACACCAUUGAACUAAUUGCAAUGGAUUUGCCGAUGGUGAGUGGUGACAGAAUUCAUUGUCUGGAUAUUCUCUUUGCCUUUACCAAACGGGUACUUGGAGAGAGCGGAGAGCUGGAUAUAUUGCGCCAGCAGAUGGAAGAGAGAUUUGUGGCUUCCAAUCCUUCAAAAGUGUCUUAUGAGCCCAUUACCACCACACUCAGGCGAAAGCAAGAGGAUGUAUCUGCGGUUGUGAUCCAGUUAGCUUACAGGCGCCAUUUAGUAAAACGAGGAUUUAUUUCUAGAAAGCGGUCAACUGGCAGAAUGGAGAAUGGUGGAACCAACAUGGAUAAAAAAGAGGGAACACCAUCUACUGCGUCACUUCCAUCAUAUGACAGUGUAACUAAACCUGACAAAGUGAAACAAGAAAGAAUAGAAGUUGCAAUUAGAGAGAGAGCUAAAAAACAAAAAUCUGUCAGGGAAUGAAAGUGUAUCAUGUAAACAUUUCAUAUUUGCAAGCAAAAGAUUGUUUACAAAUUUAAUAAAUUUAUCAAUGCAGAUCGGCUAUUUAGACACUUACCUAAAGAUCAAUACCAAACAGUCUGCUUAUUGUGACUUUGUUGCAUCAACAGCAGUGGCACACCUGUUUAAAAGACUGUAACAAGAGCCUUCAAUAAGGAUUUUAUAUUUUUGGACAGGUGAAUACUGCAUGUUCCACAUCAGUCAAUGCAACUUAGGGGAUACCAGAGCCACAGGGAUCAGUAUAGUCCCAGAGAGGCCAAAUGGAGUUUAUUUUCUCAUAUUAUUGUGAAAAUGAAAAAAAGCACCACUUAGGGGGUUUGUUCAUGCAAAACUGUAUUUGCAAUUGUUACAUUAGUUAAGCAGCAUAAUAAAAAAAAAAUGAAACAAAAAUCUGGCAAAAAAAAAUCAAAAAACAUUAAGCCCAUGCCAUAUAAUUGUCACAGUUUAUUUGAUAUAUCUGCAUAUUUUUUCUACAUGGGCUUCAUGUGGUACGGGAGAUAGGAAAUCAGGUUAAACUUUGGCUGAGGGGCAUUUUGCUCAGGCCGAUUCCAAAUAAAUAAAUUUUGUGCUCGUUCAAUGCAUAGAAAUGACUUGCAUGAUGGCAUGCUGUGAUCAGGAAUCAUGCAUGAAGACUCAUAAAACACAGGACACCAGUACUCUGUCCACUGCAGUGGGAAGGCUGUAAGUCUGAGGCACUCCACUGAAUACUGAACACUGUAUUUGGAGGUAAUUUAAUAUAUACCCGUCACCAAUAUUUACCAAAGCCUUUUACACGUCAUGAUUAGUAAUUAAAGCAAACAGAAAGAUUUGUGUAUGUUUAUUAAAAGGUUCUUUAAAUACCAUCACCGCUGCACACAAUACCAACAAAUGAGAUAACUAGUUGCUGCUCAAGAAUUUUUUUUGUUGUUGUAUGGGAUACUAAAAAUAAGACUAGCUUCUACUACUAUGUCACUGUAAACCAAAACUUAGGGCUUAUUGAAUUCUGCUUUUGUAUUUGCAAUCUUAUUAGUCUCCAUUGCACAGAGGGCAGAAGAACCACGCUAUUCGGAAAAAGACUUUUUUUUUUUCUGUGGUGGAUAUUGGGAAAUGCCAUUAUGUUUUGUUGCAAAUGUUUAUGCAAAUCACUGUUCUUUGUAUAAACAAUGUUUGGAUAAUGGAAAAUAAUAAUUGGAAAUAUGCUCAUUCGGUCCCCUACCGGGGUAAUUUGUAUCUUGGCACUUUAAUACUGCAUGUUUUCUCUUUUCUAGCCAUAAAAAAAACUGUUAUUUUCACAGAUUCACUAUAAAAAGGACAACAUGGUGCAAAGCAAAAAUAUCUGUGUACUUCACCUAAUCAUCUAUAACCAUGUUGCCUGAUGCCAGUUGUUCUAUAGUGGCAGGGAUGACGAAAGAGGAAGGGUGGGGGGCUCUGGAAAUGCUGGGGACCUCAUAUGAAUGUGGGGAAUACAUAAAUCAGGGAUGUGCAACCUGCAGUUCUCCAGCAGUGUUUGAACAACCGUAGAUUGGACCUCCCUUAUUUAUAUAAUACACAUUAGUAACAUUAGUUAUACAAUAUAAUAUAUCCUUUCUACUUUUACCAACCCACCCCAGGGCUAAUGCCCUCUCUGCCCUAUCCUAAAACCAGCCCUCGUAUUAGACAUUAUCUGUCAUGGGAUAUGUAUUCCUUUACAUGUGGUUAUUUACAUUUUUAAACAAACAGCAUUACAAUCCCUGUAUCUUGCAUCGUUAUAAUGUUUUGGAUGAAACAUAUUUGUAAUAAUUUAGCCUGUAGCUUUUGAGAACCCUGGAAAUUCAGAAAGCUUUAAACUACUGUCCAAUCUUUUGCAACCGUCUUCUACAUCUGGAAGCAUGCUCAUUUCAAAAGGUCUGAUGAGAACACCUUGUUGGUGCUGCGGAAAUUUUAUGCAAAAAAAACAAAAAAACAAAAAAGCAUGCCUUCUUCUGUGUUCCAAGUGAUGAAAUGUUUGCAAAUGCUAAAGGGAUAUAUGGUGUAAGAGGAUUCAACAUGCUGAGUGUGUGGACCAAACCAUGGUUUCGUAUUAAAUCAAUACAAUUUGCAUUAAGAGGCAUUUUACUGUACAUUGUCAUUAGCAGACCUUCAGGUCCAAGUUUUUCAGUUUUACUGUACAUCCCUUAGAACCAUAUCGCUGUGCCAAGUGAGACUCCUUAGCUCGAUUACUAGACUAUUGCAGUGGCAUCAGUGAAGCUGAGAAAAUUGGAAAAUGAUUCGCGGCCGUUGAACGAUUUCUAACUCGAUAGAAUAGUUUUUUUUUUUCAUUUGCUGCUACGACAGAAUGUAUUAUAUUAACUUCCAUAUGUAUGUACAGGCUAUGUUGUAAACAGCACAAAAAAAAAAGCUGAAAAAGUGUGGUUCUACUUUUUAAGAGGAUAUUAUAAAUGCUGUAAUAUACCAUUUUAUUUUAUUGACUUUUUUUUUUUUGUAAAUACAAAGAAAACGAACACAAAUUAAAUAGAAUGGCUUCUGACAUAUGCCAUCGUCCUCUUUAUCUUUUAUUUUUUAAGAAUUUAGAAGAAAUGUAUAUCCUUGGAGAUAAACUCCAACCAUAUUACGAUGGUCUAUUGUUCCAAUGUGCAAUAAAUUCUGACCACUUCUAUGCAAAAAUUUGGCUGACCUUCAUCUACAUGGGGAACAAAUUGUUAAUUCAUAAUCACUGUUAGGUACAAUUUAUUUCUGAGGCUGGUGAUAUCACAAUGCUACUUUUUGCAGCAUUUCCGAACCAAUUUCAUUUUCCAGUUUUGUUUUUUGUUUUUUCUACUGUACAAGGAUUUAUCUCAAAUUGAAUAAUCUCAAAUUUUGUUUUUCUUUUUUUUUUUAACAUUCAGCCACAUAAUAGCGUGAUUCCUUUUGAAGUAUAGGUAGCAGAGUGACCUCAUCACCAGCAGUACAAUGGCAGGUAACAGGUACUGAGAAAUCAAUGUCUACGUGUUUUUGUAUUACCUUCAUUUGGGCAAGGGAAGGGAUGAUGGAAAAAAUCAAGCUUCACUAAAUAAAAAGUACCAAUGCAUUUUGUAGUCUUUGAUGCAAUGUUUAUACAAAGUCCACUAGUUGCGGAUCCGAAAAGCUUCUUCUCAAGAGUUUUUUGGUCGAUUGAUUGUUUGUGUUACUCCCAAAGGAGCCAAUCAGUGAAUGGAAUGAUGAGGUUGUGCACAAGAUUGGAAGUUGUUUUGCUUUUUCAAUCAUGUAUGGGAGAGAUUUAUCUUUUACUAAUGGAAAGAAACGAUAAUGUAUUACGUUUUUCUUUCAUUGUUUUUCAUUCUUCCUCUCAUAUCUAUCUUUUCUUUCCCACACUUUCUCAUUGGCAACUAUUCUGUUUCCAAAUCCUUUUCUUAAUUUUCCUCUUUGUAUUUUACUUUGGUGACAUCUCUUCCUCUUUGUUUAUCAUGCAUUUUUUAUAUUUUAGCCAUUUUCAAAUUUUGUGUCUGUGUUAAAUCAUGUAACAGAACUCUAGUAAUAAAUAAUGUGUUAAAAUAAUGCAUGGUGAUUCAUGCUGAUCGUACCCAAACUGGAAAAAUAACUGACAUUACUACUAUUAGGCCAAAAUUAAAAAUAAAAGUUAGCCUUUUUACUGUACAAGAAAA
This is a messenger RNA of Xenopus laevis (African clawed frog), 9905 nucleotides long. RefSeq names its product sodium channel protein type 8 subunit alpha (gene scn8a.S). The record is from RefSeq and is a predicted model, not a curated record. Lineage: Eukaryota; Metazoa; Chordata; Amphibia; Anura; Pipidae. The transcript is spliced from 27 exons. Bases 331 to 6270 code for a protein of 1979 amino acids.